Colletotrichum phormii is the source of this 859-nucleotide messenger RNA. RefSeq lists its product as uncharacterized. The transcript has 3 exons. The record is from RefSeq and is a predicted model, not a curated record. Lineage: Eukaryota; Fungi; Ascomycota; Sordariomycetes; Glomerellales; Glomerellaceae. The coding region runs from base 152 to 733 and encodes 193 amino acids.
GAAUAGGCAGCUUCUUCGCGCUGUUUGGGACUCAGCCUCUUCCUCCCAGGAUCACGGACUUCAUCUCAUUACAUAUUCGCUCGCUAAUCUCACUCGCCAUUAUCACUCGCUACUAAGCACUGUCACUCGUUUAUUCACCUACUCUGUCACCAUGUCACGAUUCUUUACUACCCUGGUAUUGGCCGGGAUUGGCGCCAACCUGGCCAUGGGAAUGCCGUAUGAUCAGGAAGAGCAAAACCGGAACGCUGAAUGCGAUAACGGUUGCUUCUUUGGCAGCUUUCUAGGGGGCUCCUGCACAAAUGAUGCUGCAUGCAUGUGCACCCAGCAAAAGUAUCGUGAGAGAUACUUCUGCUGCAUGGCCCAAAGAUGCGCCGCAUCUGUCUUGCCCGAUUCUAUACAACGACAGACUCUAGAGUGCGAGGCUAGGAAUAUGCCCUUCACAUUCGACACUGAGGCGGUAUGUGGCAUCAAAUUGACGACCUCCACGUCUGCUGCCACCGCCGUCACAGUGACUGUUACUGCUGGGACCGGAACCCAGUCCUCAAUGCCAUCAGCAUCCAACGGCUCAUCCGCCGUGUUGACUAGCACGUUAGCUUCGACGCCUGUAAUCGCACCCAAAUUGAGUGCAGGCGUGAACACACCCACUGCUACGCCGAGCACCGGAUCUGCGGAUCGCUUGUUGGUGCGGGACUCUAUUGUGCUGGCUGCUGGAGCCGGCUGGAUGCUCUGGUAAACGAGCUAUCGAGAAAGAAGAACAAUCAGGAUACGCCUAUCCGUCACCACCUCUAGCGACGCCAGAUAUAGCACGAUUACACACAUAUUUUUUUUACUCAAUAUUUAAUAAUAAUGAUAAUGACGC